AUGGAUGAUUUUCUUCACAGUGACAUCUCUACCGCCCGUCUGUUGCUGAGGCCGCUUGUUAGGGCUCCUGAAGAGGACCCCAUUGCCUUGGAGAGAUUCCACACGCUCUGGAGCAACGAGCAAGCUACGAAAUGGAGUCUACGGGGUCCAUCCCAUACUCUGGAGGCGAGCAAGGACUGGAUGGCAGGCACCAUUCCCCUGCCAAUGCCGACCAAUAGAAUCCGGAUCGCAUACUUGGUACUCUACGCCGACGACGACGAGGGGUUCGUCCACCCCACCAAGAUUGACGAGAAGCACUGGAAGAUGGCGGGCGUCAUCACAUUGCUGGCCAGCAACUUCACCCUGGAGGGCGAGGUCGACGCCGGCGGGCCUCGCGGACCCGAGGACCCGUUCAGGGCCGUGGAGCUCGGCUACCUGUUCAUGCCCGAGGUCUGGGGCAAGGGAGUCGCGACGGAGAGCGUCCGGGGCGUGGUGGACGCGUAUCGGCGGGACGUGGAACCGGCGCGCCGACCGCUGUGCCCGCGAGAGGUGCAGGCCAACGUGCACGUAUUGAACGGGGCGAGUCGGCGGGUGCUGGAGAAGGUGGGCUUCACGGAGGUUGGCCGGUUCGAGGACAUGAGGGCUUGUCUUCCGUUGGUCGAGGGUCACCCGGAGGCGCGCACGAUCUUGCACUUCCGGAUGGUGGGUUGA
Messenger RNA from Cordyceps fumosorosea ARSEF 2679, 690 nucleotides. Its product is annotated as Acyl-CoA N-acyltransferase. The record is from RefSeq and is a predicted model, not a curated record. Bases 1 to 690 code for a protein of 229 amino acids. The transcript is spliced from 2 exons. Lineage: Eukaryota; Fungi; Ascomycota; Sordariomycetes; Hypocreales; Cordycipitaceae. Gene Ontology annotation, molecular function: acyltransferase activity, transferring groups other than amino-acyl groups.